Messenger RNA from Malaya genurostris, 618 nucleotides. RefSeq names its product mitotic spindle assembly checkpoint protein MAD2A-like. NCBI's taxonomy places the organism in Eukaryota, Metazoa, Arthropoda, Insecta, Diptera, Culicidae. The record is from RefSeq and is a predicted model, not a curated record. Gene Ontology annotation, biological process: mitotic spindle assembly checkpoint signaling. The coding region runs from base 1 to 618 and encodes 205 amino acids. Gene Ontology annotation, cellular component: cytoplasm; nucleoplasm; kinetochore. The transcript has 2 exons.
AUGGCCACUUCGACACAACACGGAAUCACUCUCAAGGGUUCGACUGCCAUCGUUAGAGAAUACUUGCAUUAUAGCAUGAAUUCGAUCCUUUACCAGCGAAAUGUCUACCCACCGGAAAAGUUUACAAGCAAGAAACAGUACGGUAUACCAGUUCUAGUUUUGACGAAUGAGGAAAUCGUUUCUAAGCUGAAGGGGACUCUUGACAAAUUGGAAAACUGUAUCAAUUGCAACAAUGUUAGACAAAUAAUCCUGGCAAUCACCAACAAGCAAACGACGGAAGUUCUCGAACGAUGGGAAUUUGAUAUACACAACGAAUCACCCGCGAAUAAUGCGACAAAGAUGGACCAAAGCAAUCCCGUUUCAACCAAGGAACUGAAAAAGAUUCAGGCCGAGAUCAGAGCUGUCAUGUUGCAAAUAACGAGUAGCGUAAGCUUCCUUCCACUGCAUGAAUGUAGUUGUGCGUUUGAAAUUCUGGUACACUUUCGUGGUGAAACACCACCGGGAUGGUCACCAAGACCGAAUUCCGAAAUUCAAGACGCCCAAAACGUACAGCUGAAGUCAUUCUCUACAGGUUUGCAUAAGGUCGAUACGACUAUUCAAUAUAAGAAUGUCGAUUAG